Molecule: messenger RNA, 2073 nt
Organism: Gossypium raimondii (Peruvian cotton)
Lineage: Eukaryota; Viridiplantae; Streptophyta; Magnoliopsida; Malvales; Malvaceae
Exons: 4
Coding region: 1-2073 (690 amino acids)
Source: RefSeq, a predicted model, not a curated record
AUGCAAGACCAGUUGCAGGCGCAAAUGAAAGAGCAAAUAGAAAAGAUUCAGCGUGACAUGGUGCAAAAGAUGGAGGAGUCCCAAAAUGAUCUGGUGGCUAAGAUGACGCAAUUAUUGAAGGGAGUAGAUAAGGGUAAAGGUCCUGUGAUUGUUAGUGAAGAAGAAAACAAUGGUGAACCACUUUAUCCUCCAGGUUUCACGCCUCCGCAUGCCCCGAAUAAUAUUGCUGUCCCAGAUCUUGAUGAGAUGGUUGAAAAGGACAAGGCGAAGGAGGAAUUUCCAAAACAAUUUGAGGAGAAAUGGAAAUGGAUAGAAGAGAAGUUUAGGGUAAUAGAAAGCAUCGAAAGCUAUCAUGGAAUAGAUGCAAAAGAUCUGAGCUUGGUUCCGGACUUGGAAAGUCUUACGGGAGCUGCGUCAAAGUGGUACAAUCAGCUGAGCCGAGCUAAAAUUGCUACUUGGAGGGAUUUAGCACAGGCUUUCCUGAGACAAUACAAUCAUGUCUCAGAAAUGAUGCCUGACAGGAUAACUCUGCAAAAUUUAGAGAAGAAAUCGAACGAAAGCUUCAGACAAUAUGCGCAGAGGUGGCGAGAGGUGGCGAUUCAGGUGCAACCACCGCUUUUGGAAAAAGAGAUGACGACGCUUUUUAUUAAUACUUUGAAAGCCCCUGGAAAAAUAGAUGGAGGAGAAAAUAAUAGGAGGGCACCCCCGAGGAAAAGAGAAAAUGAAGUGAAUAAUGUGAAUGCUUAUGGUAGGUCAAUUACCGUGAAUCAACCAAAGAAAGUGGUUGCUAAUCAACAGGGAUCAUCAAGACAAGAGUCGGGAGCUAGGCAAACUACUGAAAAGCCCCAAUUCAUGCCAAUCCCGAUGUCAUACAAGGAGUUGUAUCAGACUUUAUUCGAUGCACAUGUUGUUGCUCCUCGUUACUUGAGUCCUCUACAACCCCCGUAUCCAAAAUGGUAUGAUACGAACACGCAAUGUGAUUAUCAUGCGGGAAUUUCUGGGCACUCGAUAGAAAAUUGUACUGCUUUCAAGAAGGUAGUAGAAGGACUUAUCAAAUUAGGUGUUGUCAAACUUCUCGACUCACCUAACGCAAAGAAUCUGUUACCUAAUCAUGCAGAUAAGGGGGUGAAUAUGGUUAGCGAAGGUACGGGAGAAGAAGUCAAGACUGACAUUGCUGAAGUAAAAACUCCAUUGAAACGGGUCUGGAAAGAAAUGGCAAAAAGAGGGUUGGUUAUUUCAGAUUCUGAGGAAGGGCAUGAGAUGGGAAAUUAUUGUGAAUUUCACUAUAAAACAGGGCAUGUAAUCCAAGAAUGUGAAGGAUUCAAGGCUUUGGUUCAAAGUAUGAUGGAUAACAAUGAGAUGAGGUUUUAUGAAGAUGCGAAAGAAAUGAGGAGUAUAUACGCGACAGAGUUGGGAACAAAGGCUCCAAAAAUAAAUCAUCCUGUGGUCAUUAUUUCACGCCCUAAGGGUAAUGAGGUUAGGGCUCAGGUAACACCGAAAAUUGUAAUCCAGAAACCAUCAAAUUUCUCUUAUAGGGAUAACAAAAUGGUGCCGUGGAAUUACGGGUGUAAUGUGACCAUUUUGGGAAAAGAAGCAGAAAGAAAUCAGGAAAUAGGUUCUUACACGCGCAAUGGAAAAAGAUAUGACGCUCAAGCAGAGUCGUCCAGGGAAGAGGAUUGGAAGAAAGAACAGAGGAAAGGGAAAGCAGUAGAAGUUGAGCCAUUGGUAAAUGAACCAAUAAAAGAAGAGGAGGCAAAGGAGUUUUUGAAGUUUUUGAAACACAGUGAAUACAGUGUUGUGGAGCAACUGCACAAACAGCCAGCCCGCAUUUCUGUAUUAGCUUUACUCUUAAACUCAGAAGUACAUCAGAAUGUACUUUUAAAGGUGCUAAACGAAACAUAUGUGGCUGACGAUAUUUCGGUAAACAAGCUGGAUCGGUUGAUCAACAAUAUUGGUGCUGACAAUUUUAUCUUCUUCAAUGAUGAUGAAAUACCAUCCGGAGGAAGAGGUUCUACUAAAGCCCUGCAUGUUACUGUCCGAUGCAAAGGGUACACACUCUGGGGCCUUGGUUGA